ACAAAUAGGGAUUGGGAACUUGAAUAUUAUGAUAUUUAUUUUUAUCUGGACAUUGUAUGAGUAGUUACUGGACUACAAUUAGCUUGUAUGUUGUUGUUAGUUUUAAUUAUCUGGGAUUAUUUGUUGUGAUCUUGUCAUUUUGAAAUUUCUGUGUCAUGUUGUGGUCAAUAAACAUCUGAAUCUGAAUCUGAAUCUGGACCACCACAUGAUCUUUUACUCCCUAAACUUCCCCAUCAAGAAACCUCUCAACACCGUGCCACCGCCUCUCUCCCUUGCAUCACCCACACCACACCCACCUCCACCACCAUCACCUGCACGACCACGACUACAAGAAUCCCGCGGAGAACGCAUACUCCGCAGUGCCCAUGCGCAGCAGCAAGACUCAACAAGGAUGUAUCGCGGCUAUCGCUGGCUGACCGCCUCCACAAGGACAUUGAGCGCCUGCGUCACGCCCACCUCGGACUCCAGCGCCCCAAGCAAGGUGUUCCGGAAUUCCUUCCUGCCGCGCACAUACAGCCACAGGCCGAAAUCAAGCGACCGCCGGCAGAGAGGAGCCUUCUCCUGGACGUUUGAAGAGUACCACCUUCUUGAAGCACAGAGCACAGACAGCGCUGGAAACUGGACUACUACAGUUUGAGCAGAGUCCAACAUCUGUGUAUCUGCACCAGGAUCAAAUGUCCAGGGAGGAAAUGAUACGUCUGCAGAGAUGUCCCAGGAGGAGGGACUCUUGGAACAGGCCUUCACACAACAGAGAUGGCGGUGGGGGUGGGGGGACCUUA
Messenger RNA from Portunus trituberculatus (swimming crab), 779 nucleotides. RefSeq lists its product as uncharacterized. The record is from RefSeq and is a predicted model, not a curated record. NCBI's taxonomy places the organism in Eukaryota, Metazoa, Arthropoda, Malacostraca, Decapoda, Portunidae. The transcript is spliced from 2 exons. Bases 206 to 637 code for a protein of 143 amino acids.